Molecule: messenger RNA, 4293 nt
Organism: Ziziphus jujuba (common jujube)
Lineage: Eukaryota; Viridiplantae; Streptophyta; Magnoliopsida; Rosales; Rhamnaceae
Product: wall-associated receptor kinase 2
Exons: 6
Coding region: 1-4182 (1393 amino acids)
Biological process (GO): protein phosphorylation; cell surface receptor signaling pathway
Cellular component (GO): plasma membrane
Molecular function (GO): calcium ion binding; ATP binding; protein serine/threonine kinase activity
Source: RefSeq, a predicted model, not a curated record
AUGGCCAUAAUGAUCUUGGCAGUGUUCCUUAUAUCGUCGUCGUUUUCCUCACCAUCAACUUCAGCUCAACUCUUAGAUCCAUCGCCAGCUGAAUGUGAUCGUCGGUGUGGAGAUGUAGACAUUCCAUACCCCUUUGGCACCACCGAAGGCUGUGCCUUGGAGAGCAAGUUUCUGAUCAACUGUAACAAAUCAACCGGCGAACCUAUACAAGGUAAAAAUCUGUUGGUCACCAACAUAUCCAUCGAACAUCACGAAAUAAGCAUCGCCACGUAUGUUGCCAGAGCUUGUUACGAUCAGGAUGGACGACGUGUAAACAGAAACCGGCCUACUCUCAGGGUGCCACCCCAGUAUACCAUCUCUAGUUCCAAGAACAAGUUCACUGUCAUUGGCUGCGACUCCUAUGCCUAUCUUUAUGGCAACUACAACAACGAUGAUAACGACUACUCCACUGGUUGCACUACUAGAUGUGGCAGCAUAGCAAAAGUGUCGGCCAAUGGAUCUUGUUCAGGCAUUGGUUGUUGCCAGAUCGACAUUCCCGCCGGCCUCCAAAAUGCCGAAAUUGCUACCAUGAGCUUCGAUAAUCAUACAAAGGUUGCGGGGUUUAACAACUGCACCUAUGCCUUUGCGGUGGAACAGGGCAAGUUCAAUUUCGCCCAAGCUUAUCUUGCCAAUUUUCCUCAAGAGAGGCUGCCGCAGGUGGUUGAGUGGGCUGUAAGUAAUGAUACCAGCUGUGGAGGGAAUGCCACAGCUCAAUACUUUGACGACUUGUCUGGAUACUAUUGCCAAUGCAACACCGGCUACAUUGGAAAUCCAUAUUUGACUGAUGGUUGCCAAGAUAUUGAUGAAUGUCAGACUUCCAAUCGCACUUGCACUUCAUAUGAGGACUGUGUUAACCGACAGGGAAGUUUUAUAUGCAAGAAAAAAGGCAAACUGGCUGUCAUUGAAGUCACCAUUGGUACUGCAAUCGGCCUUAUUGCCUUACUUAUAGCUAGCUCCUGGAUAUACUUGGUUUUCAAGAAGAGAAAGCUAAUGAAGCUUAAAGAAAAGUUUUUUCAACAGAAUGGAGGAUAUAUUCUACAGCAAAAACUCUCUCAGCAGCAGGAGUACUCCAGUGAUACUGCAGCCAAGAUCUUCACUGAAGAAGAGUUGAAAAAGGCCACCCUCAAUUAUGAUGACAGCACAAUCAUUGGCAGGGGAGGUUUUGGUACAGUCUACAAAGGAUUUUUAGCAGAUAAUAAGAUUGUUGCUAUUAAGAAGUCCAAGAUUGUGGAUCAGACCCAAAUUGGGCAAUUUAUCAAUGAGGUUAUUGUGCUUUCCCAAAUUAACCAUAGGAAUGUGGUUAAACUCUUGGGGUGUUGUUUAGAGACAGAAGUUCCUUUACUUGUUUAUGAAUUUGUCCCAAAUGGCACCCUCUUUGAGCACAUACAUGAUGAGAACAGAGCAUUCAAUUUGUCUUGGAAAAUUCGUCUAGGAAUAGCGGCAGAAACUGCAGAAGCAUUGUCGUAUCUGCAUUCUUCGGCUUCAACACCAAUCAUCCAUAGAGAUGUCAAGUCCUCCAAUAUACUUCUUGAUAAUUACAAUGCAAAAGUUUCAGAUUUUGGAGCUUCAAAGUUGGUUCCAAUGGAUCAAAUUGAAGUGGCAACAAUGGUGCAAGGAACUCUUGGAUACCUGGAUCCUGAAUACUUGCAUACUAACCAAUUGACAGAGAAAAGCGACGUUUAUAGCUUUGGAGUUGUUCUUGUUGAGCUACUAACAGGACGAAAGGCUGUGUCAUUUGAUAAGCCGGAGGAGAAAAAUUCAGCCAAGUAUUUUCUUUCUUCAUUGAGAGAAGGUUGGGUGUUUGAAGUUAUAGAUAGUAAUAUAAACAUGGAAGAGAACAAAGAACAAGUCAAGGAAGUGGCACAGGUAGCAAAAAGGUGCUUGAAUUUGAGAGGUGAUGAAAGGCCUAGCAUGAAAGAAGUAGCAAUGGAACUACAAGGACUAAGACAAAUGGAGAAGCAAUGGUGGGUUAAUUCGGAGUCAAAUAAUAUGGAAGAAAUUGAAUACUUGCUUGGUGAGACGACAUCCAGUUCAUACCAACAGUACAGAGAUGUUAGCAAUAUGACUGCAGCAUACGACAGCAUUAGGGACCAUUCAUGUGGCAACAUGACAAUUCCCUACCCCUUUGUCAUCUCAGAAAGCUGUGCCCUGGAGAAGAAAUUUUUCAUCAACUGUAGCACCAAAGAACCAAUGUUAGGCGAGAAUGUGUGGGUCACCAACAUAUCCAUCCAAACCCAUGAGAUAAGCAUCACGUCAUAUGUUGCUAGACUUUGUUACAAGACGAGUGGAACCGGAGAAACAAACCGGCCGUCCCUCAGGGUGCCCAAGUUUACCAUUUCUAGUUCCAAAAACAAGUUCACUGUCAUCGGCUGCGACUCCUAUGGAUAUCUUUAUGGUAAUGGAAAGAACCAAAACUACUCCACCGGUUGCUUCACCAGAUGUGAAAGCCUCGAUACAGUUUCGGCCAAUAAUUCUUGUUCUGGUAUUGGAUGUUGCCAGAUUGAUAUACCUUCAGGGUUUAAGAAUAUUUCAUUGGAGGCCUAUAGCUUUUCCAAUCACAGUGGGGUGAUGGAUUUCAACCCCUGCACGUAUGCCUUUGUUGUUGAAAAGGACAAGUUUAAUUUCUCCCGAACUUAUCUUGCCGAGUUCCCGGAAGAGAAGCAGCCGUUGGUGCUUGAGUGGGCCAUAGAUAAGGCUGCUAAUCAGUACAUGUGUGGAAAGAAUGCUACUAAAGAAGAUAAGGUGGGCGACGGGUCUGGAUACUAUUGCAAAUGCAACCAGGGCUACGUUGGAAAUCCAUAUUUGCCUCAUGGUUGCCAAGAUUUCGAUGAAUGUCAGAAUAAUCAUCAUAAUUGCACUGUAAACCAGUACUGUGUCAACACAGAAGGAAACUAUACCUGCCAACCAAAAAAUCAACCAGAUCAACUUCUUGUGAUUAAGAUCACCAUUGGUGUUGCAAUUGGCCUUGUUGCCCUAGUCAUAUGUAGCUCUUGGCUACACUUGGUCUUCAGUAAGAGAAAGCUUAUAAAGCUUAAAGAAAAGUUCUUCCGGCAGAAUGGUGGAUUGAUUUUACAGCAAAAACUCUCCCAACAAGAAGACUAUUCCAACGAGACAGCUGCCAAGAUCUUCAGUGAAGAGGAGCUGAAAAAGGCUACACUUAACUACGAUACAAGUACGAUCAUCGGACAAGGAGGUUUUGGUACAGUCUACAAAGGAUUUUUGGCAGACAAGAAGAUUGUUGCCAUCAAGAAGUCCAAGAAUGUGGAUCAAACCCAAAUUGAGCAAUUUAUCAAUGAGGUCAUCGUGCUGUCCCAGAUUAACCACAGAAAUGUGAUUAAACUCUUGGGUUGUUGUUUAGAGACAGAAGUUCCUCUACUUGUAUAUGAAUUCGUCCCUAAUGGCACUCUCUUUGAGCACGUACAUGAUGCUAACAAGGCAUCCAAUUUGCCUUGGAAAGUUCGCCUUGGAAUAGCUGCAGAAACAGCUGGAGCAUUGUCAUAUCUGCAUUCUGCAGCUUCAACACCAAUCAUACAUAGAGAUGUCAAGUCCUCCAACAUACUUCUUGAUAAUCAUACAGCAAAAGUUUCAGACUUUGGAGCGUCAAGGUUGGUACCACUUGAUCAAAUUGAAGUAGCAACGAUGGUGCAAGGAACUCUUGGAUACUUAGAUCCUGAAUACUUGUACACAAAUCAAUUGACAGAAAAAAGUGAUGUGUACAGCUUUGGAGUUGUACUGGUGGAGUUACUAACAGGAAGGAAGGCAUUGAUGUUCGAUCGGCCAGAGGAUGAGAGAAAUCUAGCUCAGUAUUUCCAUUGUUCCUUGAAAGAAGGUCGGUUGUUUGAAGUCAUUGAGAGCAAUUUAAACAAGGAAGAAAACAAGGAGCAAAUUAAGGAAGUGGCAGAGCUAGCGAAAAGGUGUUUAAAUUUAAGGGGGGAUGAUAGGCCUAGUAUGAAAGAAGUAGCAAUGGAAUUGGAAGGACUAAGAAAAACAGAGAAGCAUCCUUGGGUCAAUGAAGAGGUCAUGAAUAUGGAAGAAAUUGAGUACUUGCUUGCUGAGACUUCCAAUGCAAAUGACGGUAGCAUUACAACUUCUGCAUAUGACAGCGUCAGGAACCCUGUAUCAUUGGACUUCUCUGGGAGAUGAGCACAUUCGGCAUAUAUAAUAUCUAAUGUUAUGGACAUUGUAUCACUUGUCGUCAUGUUGUUAUCAUUUUUGUUCUUUGAAUAUAAAAUUUUUGUUUUCAAUGCUGCAAAA